AUGGCGUCAUUCGACCACAUCCGAGACAUUCUCGGCCAGCUCCCUCUUCUGCAGAGCUAUACCCACAUCCUGCUGACUUUUUCUUUGAAAGCGGAAGAUCGCCCGGCGACUCUUGAGGCUCUCGAAGUCGCUGCCCGCCAGCUGGUCACGAUCGUCCCCUUUCUGGCUGGAAAGGUCGUAAACCAAGGCCGCGUCGUUGGGAACUCUGGCGUGUACACGGUGGCGCCACAUGAGCCAUGGACAGCCCCCGAGCAUCGCAUCGUACAUGUCCAAGAUCAUUCGGAUAAGCUGCCUUCUUACGAGGCCAUGCUUGCCGCCAGUGGUCCGACCACCAUGUUUCCCGGGUCUCUGCUCGCCACUCGUCGGGCCUUUCCCGAACGCUACGUCGAAAGCGACGAGGAUCCCGCUCCGGUCAUCGAGAUCCAGGCCAACCUGGUGGAGGGCGGACUGCUGCUCAAUAUCGCGGCUCAGCACAACAUCAUCGACGGCAACGGUAUUUUCCAGGUCGCCAAUCUCCUGUCCACCCUCUUCAGACACGAAACCAUCCACCCGCUCGAGCUCGACGAGGCCAACCGCGAUCGCCGCGUGCUCAUCCCGCUGCUGGGACCCGAUGAGCCUCUUCUGGACCACAGCGAGCUGAGACCUCCUGCCAUGCGUCCCAUGAUCUUCCCGUCGCUCGCGAAUUUCCAAUGGGCCUGCUUUCGCUUCCCCCCGGUCUCAUCGACCACCAUCCUCACCGAGGCCAACAGCCGCCCAGCGGAUUUCCCCCCUGGUAUCACGAGCGUCUCAGUCAACGACGCAUGGACCGCCUUCCUGUGGCAGCGCCUGACCAUCAUCCGCCUCGCCCAGGGCGACAACUACACCCCAGAGACAAUCAGCAACCUGAACCGCGCACUCGACAUGCGUCGCGUCCUGGGCAUCUCGCCCGCCUACUUAGGCCACAUGGUCCGCGUCGUGCACACGCGUCUCCCAAUGGCCGAGCUCGCCAGCUCAUCUCUGUCCAAACUCGCCGGUCUCGUCCGCCACCGCGUUGUUGAUGAAAACACGCUCUACGCCGCGCGCAGCUACGCCACCUUCCUCGCGAACGAGCCUAACAAGGAAAACAUCGCGUACGGCGGCGCGUUCAACCCGCGCACCGAUCUCUCCUGCUCGAGUAUGGCCCACGUGCAGGCGCCCAAGUUCGGCCCGCUUGGUAAGCCCGAUAUGCAUCGUAGGCCGACCUUUGGACCCUUGCCUUCCGUGGGCUAUAUUGCUGGUGAGGGAAAAGGGGGCUGUUUGGGAGUCACGCUUUGUUUGCAAGAGGGAGAGAUGAUGUUGCUCCGACAGGAUGAGAGAUGGGGAGAGCUGGUCGAGUAUGUCGGUUGA
Molecule: messenger RNA, 1365 nt
Organism: Aspergillus campestris IBT 28561
Lineage: Eukaryota; Fungi; Ascomycota; Eurotiomycetes; Eurotiales; Aspergillaceae
Exons: 1
Coding region: 1-1365 (454 amino acids)
Molecular function (GO): acyltransferase activity, transferring groups other than amino-acyl groups
Source: RefSeq, a predicted model, not a curated record